UUUUUAAUUUUUUUGGAUCAGGGGAAUAGUUGGUUAUGGCAAAUCGGAGGGGCGAAUAUAUUGGUCGAUCCGAUCUUGGUUGGGAAUCUAGACUUUGGAAUUCCUUGGCUGUAUGAUGCUGCAAAGAGAUUUUUGAAAAAUUUCAAGCUUGAUGAUCUUCCUGAAAUCGACUGCUUACUGAUUACGCAAAGCCUUGAUGACCAUUGUCACCUGAAGACGUUGAAGCCACUUUCUCAAAAGUUGCCGAAUCUCAGGGUUAUUUCGACUCCUAAUGCUAAAUCGCUUUUGGAUCCUCUGUUCAACAAUGUUACAUAUCUAGAACCGGGUCAAAGCUCGGAUAUCCAAGUCAGUAACGGUACUUUAGUUAACAUCCGGGCUACUCCAGGCCCAGUUUUAGGUCCACCGUGGCAGCGUCCGGAGAACGGUUAUAUUGUCACCUCUCCUAACCGCCAGCUGUCACUAUACUACGAACCCCACUGUGUGUACGAUGAGAUUUAUUGG
This is a messenger RNA of Erythranthe guttata (spotted monkey flower), 501 nucleotides long. Lineage: Eukaryota; Viridiplantae; Streptophyta; Magnoliopsida; Lamiales; Phrymaceae. The record is from RefSeq and is a predicted model, not a curated record.